This is a messenger RNA of Gracilinanus agilis (Agile Gracile Mouse Opossum), 3369 nucleotides long. Its product is annotated as structural maintenance of chromosomes protein 6-like. Gene Ontology annotation, cellular component: Smc5-Smc6 complex; site of double-strand break; nucleus. The record is from RefSeq and is a predicted model, not a curated record. The coding region runs from base 100 to 3369 and encodes 1089 amino acids. Gene Ontology annotation, molecular function: damaged DNA binding; ATP hydrolysis activity; single-stranded DNA binding. Gene Ontology annotation, biological process: double-strand break repair via homologous recombination. NCBI's taxonomy places the organism in Eukaryota, Metazoa, Chordata, Mammalia, Didelphimorphia, Didelphidae. The transcript has a single exon.
GUUGACUCGGGCGGUCGGUCGUUGUUGUGAUCGUGGUGGUCGUGGUCGUGGUAGUGGUGGUGGGGGUGUCGGCGUUCCCUGUCCCUAGCGAGAAAGAAAAUGUCUAAGAGAAAAGAGGACGAUAUCCCCCCGGCCGCUGAUCAGAAAAGAGCAAGGCCAGGGGAGGACUUUGAUGAUGACUACUUGUACUUGGACCCCAUUGAGGGGACCUCUCAAGGUGCUGGGGGUCUUCCGAGCAUUGUUAGUUCUCAGGAGCCCACGGGGGAAUACGGGAUCAUUGAAAGUAUCCAGCUGGAGAACUUCAUGUGCCAUGCCAUGCUGGGGCCUGUGAAAUUUGGACCCAAUGUCAAUUUCGUGGUGGGAUACAGUGGGAAGAGUACAUUGUUAACGGCUCUCAUAGUCGGGCUUGGUGGAAAAUCGUUAGGGACGUCUUUGAAAGAGUUUGUGAAAGAUGGGGAGACUUCAGCCAACAUCUCCAUCACCUUAAAGAACAAAGGCAUAGAUGCAUUUAAACCUGACAUUUAUGGGGAGUCCAUCACUGUGCACCAGCACAUCAAUGAGGAUGGGUAUGCAAGUUAUGAACUAAAAGACUGUAUGGGGAACGUGGUUUCUAAUAAGAAAGCAGAGCUCACUGCUAUUCUUGAGCAUUUCAAGAUCCGAGUAGAUAACCCAGUGUCCAUUUUACCCCAAGAGAUGGGGAGGCAGUUGUUGCGGACCAGAAAUGAAGGAGAAAGAUAUAGUUUCUUUCUGAAAGCUACAGAGCUUGAACAGAUGAGGGAAGAGUACUCGGAAAUUUUGGAGAGAAAGGCCCGAAGCCAGCAUCAGAUAGAACAAGGCGAAGAGCAGCUUGAGGAUCUCAAGCGUCAGGGGGUAGAGAUAGAAGAGCAUUUUCAGACUAUGGUUACCUUGGGGAAGACAUUAGAGGACAUGAAACUGGAGAUGACUUGGGCAGUGGUCAGUGAAACGGAAAGACAGCUCGAUGAUAUGAUAAGUAACAUAAAUGUCGGAGACCAGUGUACUAUCAUAUUAAAUCAGGAACUGGAGGCCUCAAAGAUCAUAUUUAAUGAAGCCUUAAAGAGGUACACGGCCAUUCACGAGAAUAUACAAAAGUUAAGUGAGGAAGCCUCCAUCAUAGGGCCCCAGUGCAUUCAAGCAAAAGAGGAUACGAUAAGAACAGACAGGGCCUAUAGUCUGGCACUGGCUUUCUAUACGUCUGCCCUCAAUGAAUACAGUGAAGUCGAAAAAGUUGCCGGACAGCAUCAGAACAAACUGGAAAUCCUGAAAUCAGCUGUGGAAAUGGCCGAGCUAGAAAAACAGGAGAAGAUUUCCAUGUUGAAGGAAAAGAUCAGGAACUUUAAGGAUCAGGAGGAUUCACUUGUUGAGGAGAUAAAGCAUCUUCAUCAGGCCAUAGAAAGGGACGAUAAAGAGCAUUCUCGGGUUAGGGAAGAUGUUGUGUAUGUGCAGGAACUGCUGGACGAUGACCAGUGCCAGCUCAACCGAUUGAAAGACUGUAAAAAUGAGCCACUAAAACUGUUUGGACACCAGAUGCCAGCCCUUGUCGAAGCACUAGAAGAUGCCCACAGACAGGGGCAAUUUACUUACAAACCAAUAGGGCCACUGGGAGCUUACCUUCGUCUCCGAGACCCUGACUAUGCUUUGGCUGUUGAGUGCUGCUUAAAAGGCCUCCUUUUUACCUUUUUUUGUGACAACCCCAAUGAUGCACAAAUCCUUCAGGAGCUGAUAAAAAGGUUCUAUCCGUUGGGCUGUAAACGACCACAGAUAAUCGUGUCAGCAUUUGACUGUGAGUUGUACGACGUAACAGACAGAGCCCCUUAUCACCCGGAAUUUCCAACAGCUCUCACCGCUUUAGAAAUAGACGAUGCAGUGGUGGCCAAUUCUUUGAUCGACAUGACGGGUAUAGAGUCAGUGCUGCUCAUUAAGAAUAAUGCCUUGGCUCGUAAAAUGGUGCUUCCUCACGGGCCCCCCAAGAACUGUACCAAAGUUUUAACUGCCUGUGGUGAUGAAGUAUUUCAGGGACGCUAUUACUCAUGUGAAGAAUCAAGGCCUACUUACUUAGGUGACAUGGACAUGGAAAUACAUAAUCUGGAGAAAGAUAUGGAAAAUAAAAUGGCACGGCUGUCUGCAUUUCAGGAACAAGUGUGUUCCCUUGAAAAGGAUGUCAGAGAGAAUCGAGAAACCAUUGACAGUCAUUAUCGACAUUUAAAAGAAAUCAAGAUUAAUGUCAUAAACAUCACUAAAGAAAUAAGAGAUCUUGAGGAUGAAGAAGAUAGCCGGGCGAUAAGUCUCUCGGUUCUGGAAGAUGAAGCCCAAGAGUAUAACGAAGAGUUAAAACGAGUUCAGGAAAAGUUGAAAGCUCGAAACCAAGACUUGGAGAGUUUAAGGGAACCGAAGAUGGAAGCUGAACAGAGAUUCGAAGAACUGUCAUUGAGAUGUAAUCAAGUUUCAGAAUUAAUGGAAUCCCUCAUCGAAGAACAAAACCAGACUGUUUUGGAAGUGGAAGCCAAACACCAAUCCAUGCUACAUUAUGACAGUAGGCUUAAGGAACACCUGGAUUCCCUCCAAGUGAAAAAAGAAGAGAUGGCCAUGAAAGAGAGAGAACUUGAGAGGGAGACUGCUCAGGCCAGAUAUAUCUGCCCUGAGCGUAAAAAAGUCACAAAAAGUGCCUCUGCUCUCAACAGGGAAAUUAAUGCAUUGAAAGAGCGCAUACAGUCAGAAAACUACACUCACAGAAACCGAGAAGACGUGAUGAGACAGUAUCAAGAAGCAAAAGAAAGAUAUCUAGAUCUCGAUGGCAAAGUGAAGAAUUUGAAAAAGCUCAUUAAAACACUGGAUAAAGUAUCAACACAGAGAUAUGAAACAUACCAGAGGGGCAGAAGGAAUCUUUCUCUACAGUGCAAGUUAUACUUUGACAGAUUAGUUGCUCAGUGGUCCUUCUGUGGGGAGAUGCGCUUUGAUCACAAGAAUGAGACUCUCGCCAUGACCGUUCAGCCUACCGAUACUACUUCCAGUGACUUGGGAUGCUUACCUGGAGAUAGGCAGUCUUUUUCAAAUUUUAUCUUUAUUCUCACUCUGUGGUCGGUCACAAAAGCACCCUUCAGAUGCCUGGAUGCAAUCGACGUCUACAUGGACUGGGACAGAAGAAAACUUGCCAUGGAAAUGAUCCUUAGGAUAGCAAGUACCCAGAAUCACUACCAAUUCAUCCUGCUCACUCCUCAGUUCAUGAGGUCUCUUCUGCCAAACCCAAUAAUUGAAAUAUUCCAGAUGCCAGACCUUGACAAAGAUGAGGAAAUCCUGCCUCUCAAAGAGGUCCGUCCGGAAAUAGAAGACAAAGACAAAGAAGAAGCCUGA